Messenger RNA from Volvox carteri f. nagariensis, 1842 nucleotides. RefSeq lists its product as uncharacterized. The coding region runs from base 1 to 1311 and encodes 436 amino acids. Lineage: Eukaryota; Viridiplantae; Chlorophyta; Chlorophyceae; Chlamydomonadales; Volvocaceae. The transcript is spliced from 6 exons. The record is from RefSeq and is a predicted model, not a curated record.
AUGCCUAAGUCUUGCAAACGCGGCAACCUUUUCUGUAAUAAAUUACACCUCGAAAUCCAUGAACGGUUUGCCUCAUUGGUACAGGAGGAGGCUACUCAGAACGUUCCUGAACCUAGUCAAGGUGACCAAACUGGCAUUCAAGGCAUUCCAGUGGAGGUUCGGGAUAUGGCAUCAAAAAUAGGCUUCGAAAUCGGCUCUAGGCCGUUCCAGCUGUUCUACACAGCAUAUGAGAAAUGGAAGUCGGAUUUCAAGCCUGCUUUUAACAGUCCAGGAUCAGCCAAGGCUACCAUGGACAUGUUCAGCACCCUCUACGAAAUGGGCUUCAGGGAGAGAGACCUUCUUGACCAGCAGCAGGUCAACAGGUUCAAGGAGAGUGUCAAGCCCAAGAUGGUACACAUGGUGCCACCAAACUUCAUCAAUGGGCUUGAGGCAGCCUUUGAGGCGGUUGCCAACCCAAACCCCCGGAAGAGGAAGAACAGCUGGGAUAGCCAAGAAGGAGAUGGGGACGACGGUGAACGUGAUGGCACCAAGGAUGCAUCAGGAAGUGGGACUUCACAGGGUGUGCAGCGUGCCAAGAGGUACAUCCUGGAGAAGUUGUACAAGUUCUUCGAUCCAGUCCUGAAGGACUUCAAUUCAGCAUCCAAGAUCUACUUGGAAGUGACCGAAAAGGAGAUUGAGGACUUCAUGGUUACGCUGGGUGGGCGAGACAGAACCGUGGCUGGCUUCCACUUGGACUCUGAAGCAACCGACCAGGACAUACACGCAUGUGUCCGGAAGUCCCUGGUUGAGAGAUGGAACAACCGCAAGAAGUGGAUUGGAAAUCUACAGCAGCAGGCCAAUGUGGAGGAUGCUUUGAGAUUCAACUCCUUUGGAGCUGACGAAGAGGAGUUUGAGAAGUACCAGUCUUCACAGUCGCACCUGGAAUACUUGCAGAAGAGCUUAGGGCCUCUAAACAAUGAAGAUGACAAGUUCGUCUUCAUUGUCGAGGGCAAGGACAGUCCUGUGCUCUUAGCUGGCGGUGUGGUCUUUGGCAGUCUUGAAAACAUCGUGCACGACACCGACAAGGUGUCCGUCUUCAUUAUGCACAGGGCGAACAACAGCAAGAAGACCUCCAUGGUAUUGCCCAGUGGUACCAUUAAGGUUGGCAAGGAGCUAAAGAAGCACACGGUCGUAGAGCUUCCAGUGCAGAGCCUACUUGGCAGAUUCAACAAGCAGCAGGUCAAGGAGUGGGCUUUCUCCCAUGGCUGCACAAAUGUUCUAUGGAAUGACUCCAUGGUCCAGUACAAGGGCAAGCUGGCGUUGGUUGCUUAGACAGGUUCCAUGAUGAGCAGGGAUACAGAGAAAGUGGGCAGCUGCAGUCUAGGGCCAUAUAUGUGGUUCAGUGGUGUGUAGUAGGUGUUCACAGGAAAAAAGGAAGCAGUGCAGUAGUAGUGUGGAACAGGUCACAGGUGAAGGUUGAUGAAGAACAUGUAUGUAUAAUUGCAUGCCAAGACAAGGUACUGAUGUUGCUGUGAUGAUUUUGGUAGCAGCCUCCAGAUGUAAAGAAUAGAGACAAUAGAUGCCUGUACAGGUACAGGCCAGCUGGCUGUGCACUAUACUGCACAAUUCCGCAUGAUGAGCAAGUGAGGUGACCAGGGCGACCCAGACUGGUGUGUAUAAUACAUACUUAUGUAUAUAAUUCCUGACGAAUGUGGUUUUGUGCCUACCCAUGCAGUACAAGCUUCUAUCCCCAAUGAUGGCAAAUACAUGCUGAUGGCAUGAAUAAUGAAGUCAGAGAGCUUUCCAAAAAAAGGGAAUGUGUGAUUUAACAAUGGACAGGGAUCAUGUAAAAGCUCAUAACAU